AUGCUUCCGGUUGGUAGAAAAGCUCAAAAACCAGAUGAAUUUGAUAACAAGUUUAAAGAAGGUGUUGUAAAAGCUAAGAAAAUCUGGGUACAUGAAAUGAAAGAUGAAAAUGAUAAAGCUAGAAGAUUUUCAAUUAUUAAAAAUACGAAUGUGGGGGCUGACAAUCUCUCUAGAGAUAUAGAUAUGGAGAGCUUGGAAUUGCAAAACAAUGUGGUGAAUCAAAUUAACGUUAUGGACAAAGGAGAAAUUCCAAUUAUUGUGAAGAGACCAAGAGGGAGAUCAAAAAAUGUUCCUAAAACAAUUCCUUUAAUAGUAAAAGAGGGAAAGAAGAGGGGUAGAAAAAAGGAAAGAAGAAAAAUUGGUACUUUGUGGUUUUAA
Strongyloides ratti is the source of this 378-nucleotide messenger RNA. RefSeq lists its product as hypothetical. The coding region runs from base 1 to 378 and encodes 125 amino acids. The record is from RefSeq and is a predicted model, not a curated record. The transcript has 3 exons. Lineage: Eukaryota; Metazoa; Nematoda; Chromadorea; Rhabditida; Strongyloididae.